This is a messenger RNA of Marchantia polymorpha subsp. ruderalis, 816 nucleotides long. The record is from the annotation of a GenBank genome assembly. NCBI's taxonomy places the organism in Eukaryota, Viridiplantae, Streptophyta, Marchantiopsida, Marchantiales, Marchantiaceae.
GGGAGCACGGCGUGCUCCCAACUCUUAUAGAUCUUGGGCGUGCUGAGCACGCCCAAGAUCCUUCCAGUGGAGACCAACCACAAUCGCCGGCUCCAUGAGCGCACGCUCUUCGUGCACCAAGCGGAUCAGCCACACGGGUGGCGAUGGGUGGAGUACGAUCCCGAUGGCGAAAAUGCAGCGAAGGAAACCGAAGGGAGAAGGGCCGAUGAAAGAUCGCGAGCUCUUGAUUCGAGAAGACUUGCAUAGAUUGACGACUCGAGCUCAACCUAGCCGACAAUUGACAUCCGAGUGUGCUCGAAUCAAGAUGUCGAAGAUUGGUCUCUCUCCUCCCUCGUCCGAUAGCAAUGUACCCAGUGCUUAAGUACAUUCCGAUGCCAGAAUUACCGCAUAAGUCCAUAAAGUCACGCACCUUGAUCUGCAAGAUGCAAUGCGGCAGGCCCGUGCUGACAAAUUCUCGAGGGUGCUUGCUGGGUGCAGAGAUCAAGGGUUUCCAUUAUAAACUUGACUCUCCUUUUCUCCAAAGCACACAUGCAUUAUCAUGCAUGAAAUACGACAACCUGUAUCACCCGGUGAUUUUCUUAGGCCAACUACAGUUUACCUUAAGGUGAAUGAUUGCUAUUUUAACUUUGCUCUAUCUCCAAACCUUCCAUGGAAUCAGUUGACAUGUAUUCAUGAAAGAUACACAUUUCUUUUAUCGUUGUUUAGGCGAACAUUCUUGUGUGGAGGACUAUCUUCUUGCACCCGAGAAGUGUGCUCUUCUAUAAGUAUGUAUGAUGACCAGUGAAGAUAAACAAGAAGAAUCCAUGAGCCACUUUG